Messenger RNA from Thamnophis sirtalis, 735 nucleotides. The record is from RefSeq and is a predicted model, not a curated record. Lineage: Eukaryota; Metazoa; Chordata; Lepidosauria; Squamata; Natricidae.
AUGGGUGCUCCAAAUCGUAUUCCAGAUUUCCUGCACUUCUAUGAUACACCAUAUGAGGGCACUCAAAUCCCACAGCAAGACAGCCUAAGGGAGAAAUCAGGGAAGUGGUCAAACACCAAUAAGCUCCAAGGAGGAUUGGAGAGCUACUUGGAGCCCCUAGGCCAGUUAUUAUAUCUCUAUUGCAUAAGAGGAGGCAGGAGAAAACAGACCUUGGGAAGUAGAGGGGUCCUGACAGAAAUAUCUGGAAGGCGGAUGUUUCCACAGCUAAAAAUUUCGGUCACAGGCCUGGAUCCUGAAGCUAAGUACCUACUGCUGGUAGAUGUGGUCUCUGUAGGAGGCUCCCGCUACAAGUGGCAUGGCAAAAAGUGGGAAGCUAGUGGCAAGGCAGAAUUACCACCUCCAGACCGGGUUUACAUCCAUCCUGACUCACCUGCAUCAGGUGCCCACUGGAUGCGCCAACCUGUAUCUUUCCAUCGGCUCAAGCUCACCAACAAUACCCUGGAUCCUCAUGGACAUUUGAUUGUUCAUUCCAUGCAUCGUUAUCAGCCCAGAGUACAUGUGGUGGGAGCUGGAGGGCGCCGCGGAGCAGGGAGUGGCUGUGCUACCUUCACCUUUCCUGAGACACAGUUUCUGACUGUCACAGCCUACCAGAACCCACAGUCUCACCAUUGGAAAGUUAACAAAAAACAGAAACAUGAAAACAGGCAGAAUGAAACUGUGUUGAAGCAUAGCUAG